CCUGGCGCCGGGGAGUGUCAGGAAGAGGAAGAGCGCGGCCGGGCGGAGGCGAGCGCCGCGCGGGCCACCAUGGCCACGGACGAGCUGGCCACCAAGCUGAGCCGGCGACUGCAGAUGGAGGGCGAGGGCGGCGGCGAGGGCGGCGGCGAGGCCGCGGAGCAGCCCGGCCUGAACGGGGCGGCAGCGGGGGCGCCCGACGAGGCGGCCGAGGCGCUGGGCAGCGCGGACGGCGAGCUGAGCGCCAAGCUGCUGCGGCGCGCGGACCUGAACCAGGGCAUCGGCGAGCCCCAGUCGCCCAGCCGCCGCGUCUUCAACCCCUACACCGAGUUCAAGGAGUUCUCCAGGAAGCAGAUCAAGGACAUGGAGAAGAUGUUCAAGCAGUAUGAUGCCGGGCGGGACGGCUUCAUCGACCUGAUGGAACUAAAGCUCAUGAUGGAGAAACUUGGGGCCCCCCAGACCCACUUGGGCCUGAAAAACAUGAUCAAGGAGGUGGACGAGGACUUGGACAGCAAACUCAGCUUCCGGGAGUUCCUCCUGAUCUUCCGCAAGGCAGCGGCCGGGGAACUGCAGGAAAGCGGGCUCCACGUGCUGGCGCGGCUCUCCGAGAUCGACGUCUCCACCGAGGGCGUCAAGGGGGCCAAGAGCUUCUUCGAGGCCAAGGUGCAGGCCAUCAACGUGUCCAGCCGCUUUGAGGAGGAGAUCAAGGCGGAGCAGGAGGAGCGGAAGAAACAGGCGGAGGAAAUGAAGCAGCGGAGAGCGGCGUUCCGAGAGCUGCAGUCCACCUUCAAGUAGCGGCCGCCGCCCUCCCUGCCAGGCGGCCAGGGGCAGGCGGGUGGGCCAGGGAGGGCGCCAGUCCUGGCCUCUGCCCCUGGGACCACUACUAAAAUCGAGCCACUCGAGGGGUCUCCUGAGUGCCCUGGCCACUGCCAGUCCCGCCCUCUGUCCCUGCGGCUGCCUCUGCCUGGCCCAGCCCUCUGCGGCUCUCCCCUAGCUGCCCUGCUGCCUGCCAGCUGCUCCGGGCCCAGCUCCCGGCUCGAGAUCCCUCCCUGCCCCUGUGCCUGCUCUCCUCGCACACCUGCUCCCCGGCCACCUGCCCCGGGCCUGGACGGCCCUUCCUAGGCUGGAGCAGGAGGGACCGCUGGGCGGACCAGGGCCUGGGGGCCCCUCCCCCAGAUUUUCCUCCGGCUCCGCCCCCUCUGCUGGAAGGGGAGGACUUCUAUUUUGGUGAAGGAACCCGGGCCUCGGCGCCCGGUGCAGACAUGGAGAUGGGACCCCUCGGGGCAGGGUGAGGGGGCCGCUGUGUGCCAAUCUACCUCACGGUCCCACACUCUGCCGGGCGUGCCCUGGGGUCACGGCAGGAGGGCCCCGAGGGGCUCCCUGCACCCCCGCCCAGCCACCUGGGGGCGCAGGGCGGGCAGAGGGAGAAAGGCCGGUGCCGGGCGGUCCCCAGGAGGCGACAGAAGACUGGGAGCGGACGGGCCACCAGCCGCGCCCCUGGCCGCCCGCUCCGUGUGUGUCCGUGUGUGUCCCUUGCUGUGUCGUGAAGCUGUGACCGUCGCCCAGUCCCAACCCGUGGAGGCCGCCGGGCCGCGGCUGUGCAGCUCCCCGCGUGUCCUGACCUGUCACUGCUUUUUCAACUCGGUAACUUUAUUUUGGUACGACGCCGCGGUCGCGGCCCCGCGAGACUUGCAGAGGUUUUAUUUUUUGGCCUUAGAACCGCAGGAGCUGGAGGCACCCGAGCCGCCCCUCGCGUUGCCUUAGCGGAUGUUUAUACGGAUAAAGAUGAUUUUUUUCCUUUGGGCUUUUUGCUUUUUAUUCUUUUUCUCCCUUCUCACACCUCCCCCUAAAAAAAAGGCUACUUCUUCAUUCGGUGGUACGAUUAUUUUUUUUAACUAAAAUAAGAUAAAAUUAUA
Messenger RNA from Sciurus carolinensis (gray squirrel), 1913 nucleotides. RefSeq names its product EF-hand domain family member D2 (gene Efhd2). Lineage: Eukaryota; Metazoa; Chordata; Mammalia; Rodentia; Sciuridae. Gene Ontology annotation, molecular function: calcium ion binding. The transcript is spliced from 4 exons. Bases 70 to 792 code for a protein of 240 amino acids. The record is from RefSeq and is a predicted model, not a curated record.